Alternaria atra is the source of this 1626-nucleotide messenger RNA. RefSeq lists its product as uncharacterized. The record is from RefSeq and is a predicted model, not a curated record. The transcript has a single exon. Lineage: Eukaryota; Fungi; Ascomycota; Dothideomycetes; Pleosporales; Pleosporaceae. Bases 1 to 1626 code for a protein of 541 amino acids.
AUGCCUUUUCGCGACCAGGAAUGGGAGGACCUGCAGCGCGACUACGACAUCUUCCCCGCCUAUAGCGACUAUAUUUACGGAGCCGAUGGGCGCCUUGUCGUGACCCAGGAACCCGGCCUUCACCCUAUGAUAUAUCCCAGAGACAUAUCUGCGCCUAUUCGUUACACCAAUAGUAUGCCAUCUCGAUCUUGGUCUCACAAGACCGCCGAGGGCCUUGAGAAGUCGAACAAAGCGGCUACGCAAACGCUGGCGGCAGGACAGGACGAGAUCGGCGACAGCGACAGCGACAUCAGCGGUACAAACAAUGGUAGUAGUACGCCCGGCUUGGAUGUGCGUUCGCAAACUGGUAGUCCUCUAAACCCGCUGCUACCUCCGCAAGGCGUUCACACUGUCUCUGAGAAGGAGAUGGCGCGACGGAAGACGUUGAAUGCAUCGCAGCGCCGCCCUCGGUCUAGAAUCGUAGUUCCUUUCAGUCCAUUACAGCAGCAACAGUCGGUGAGAUUGACCAAACAGCAGACGCAGACCAGGAACACAUCGGUCGCACGCAGGCCUGAAGGUCAGCCACACCAGCCAUCCCUAUUGCGCUCACCGUCUACUACCGAUAUCGAUGAGAAUCCAGCACCGAGAGCGUUGCUUCAAAAGCGGGGCAUGCUUUCACCUUUCGCGUCACCGGCGCCAAUGCUAGAUCCGCCAGCAAACCUGUCUCAACAACAACCACAGCGUGCCACUGACCUGCCCAACAACUUCCCUCUUCCUUCCACUCCAAAUGAUCCUCCAAAAUCGAGCCACGAGAUCCCCCCUCUCCAAGCGAAUGAUAUAUUACAUAAUCCACGCUACGACUACCUCCAUUCCGACAAGCGCAUGCAGAUUGCGAAGAUACUCGUCGACCGUUGGGUCGUGGUGCGGGAAUCUCCUCCACAUAGUGCUCUACGAGCAAAGGCGAUAUUGGAUAUUCGAAAUGUCACCAUGAUGGUCAAUAAGUCAGUACCUAACCUACAGGCCGUGACGGAGUUGCAGAAGCAAAGGGCACAGCAGCUCAAGACGCAGGCGGCUCUUGAAGUGCAGACGCUCCAGGUAAAUCAAAUUCAACAGCCUCAACAGAUAUCUCAGGCUCCACAAGUGUACAUCCAACCUCGCCUCCAGCCAGAUGUCUCAUCUCCGCAACCCACCCAAUUGUCUCCGAGCCAACCUCUCCAGCAGCCCGCUCCUCGAGAACCAUACUACAGUAUCCCUCAACCGGCACAUCAGAUGCAGCUGCCUCAGCAAUACACACCUGAAGGUUAUCAGGCGCACUCCCAAGCACAGCAGCAAACCCACCAACGGUAUCAGCAGUCUCCAAAUCAGAACUUAAAUCUGAAUCCCACACAACCGCAAGCAUCCGCCCUGCUCCGCGCGAACAUCAAUCGCCAUAUCCCACAGGUUUGGCAGUGCCUACAGAUCGCGCGAAACCCCCCACAAACCGCACAGAACAAGGAGCAUGCGAAUCAGUGGCUGGGACAAUUCAGGAACAGUCUGUCAGUUGAGGGUCGUGAGUACUUCAUGCAGGUUAUGCAAAGGGCGUUGCUCGAGCAGAGACAGGGAAGAGAUGCGUUGGCGUUUCUAGGGCUUCACGAUUGGACAACCUAG